UUUUUUCUUUGUGCUCCCAUAGAGGCAUUUUUGCCAGUAGAUUCAGAGCGUUUCUAUUGUCCUUGUCCCUUUGUUUGCCUUCACGUCUCCAUAGACAUCUUUAGAAGUAUCCUACAUACCUUCACGAGAUAACUCUUAUAGAAAAUGCCCGCUGCAACCGCUACCGCCUCCAACGCUACUAUUCCUUCCCCUGCCUCCCUAAAAGCUGCCGUCAAUCCCACCGUUGUGGAUGGUCAGAUUGACGUCUCGGCACUCUUUGUCGCUGACAAAACCUCUCGUGGUUCGGCUGCCCAGCACCUUGCUGCCGUUGCUCAGAAAGAGGGUCCCUCAGCCCUGCAAUCGUCUGGUUUUUCCGAUGCAGUCGUUAAGGCUCUUGGGGACAAAAAAUCGCCCGCUGCCCGUGAGGGUGCCGCUGAGGCUGUUUCUACUAUCGUGGCCUCUGGGUCGAUCAAGGCACUCGAACCCACUUUCAUCGACUCUGGCAUCUAUGCCGCCCUUCUCGAGACCUUCGCUGACAAAGUGCCUGCUGUCAGGACAGCAGCUGUCAAAGCAGUGAAGGAAUACACUGCCAACAUGAGCCCUUGGGCUACCGCUCUCAUUCUUCCCACCCUUCUUCACGAACUCAAAACCGCCGGCAAAUGGCAGGUCAAAACUGGUGCGCUUGUGAUUCUCGACCAGUUGGUCAAGAGUGCACCUCUCCAGACUGCUCGUUCCAUGCCAGAAAUCAUCCCCGUUCUCUCCGAAGCCAUUUGGGACACGAAAGCCGAUGUGAAGAAGGCCGCGCGUGAAACGCUCAACAAGGCCACCGCUCUGGUGUCAAACAAGGACAUAGAACGUUUUAUUCCUGCUCUUAUUAAAUCUUUGACUAAUCCCGUCGAGGAGGUGCCAAACACAAUUGCCCUUCUCGCGGCCACCACAUUCGUUUCCGAAGUAGAUUCCCCUACAUUGUCUCUCAUGGUUCCCCUUCUCUCCCGUGGUCUUAACGAGAAGCACACCGCUAUCAAGCGUAAGGUCGCUGUCAUCAUCGACAACAUGUCCAAGCUCGUCGAUAACGCUGCAACUGUCCGGCCAUUCAUUCCCAAACUUCUACCGGGUCUGAUCAAAAUUGAGACUACCAUGGGUGACCCUGAAGCCCGUAGUGUCGUUGGCAGAGCUAUUGCCACCCUCCGUCAAGUUGGAGAGGUCCCUGAUGGUGACGGUUCUGACCUUCCACCCGUCAAGAAGGCCGAGGUCUCCCAGCUCGCCAGUGGGCUCGUUUCAGUCUACAAGAAGCUUGGUGGUGAGAUCGAUGCCUCCCACGUCGCUUCCGUCUACACUUCCGCCCUUGCAACCAACAUGGUCAAUGUUAAGAACUUCGAUGUGCCUGAGUGGGACACGCUUGCUCCAUAUCUCGCCAUGGUCGUUUCCUCCCCUGACCCUGUCACUGUUGCUCGUGAAUGGGUUGUCCGUUCCGCUACAGCCGACAUGGAUGAUGAUGAAGUUCCUGAUGACGAGGAGGAGGGCGAAGAUCUUUGCAAUUGUCAAUUCUCGUUGGCUUAUGGUGCCAAGAUCUUAUUGAACACUGCUACCCUCCGUCUCAAACGUGGCCACCGUUACGGUCUGUGCGGUAAGAACGGUACCGGUAAAUCAACCCUCAUGCGUGCUAUCACCAACGGGCAAGUGGAAGGCUUCCCGUCUCCUGACGAGGUUCGAACUUUCUAUGUCGAGCACGACAUUGACGGAAGCGAGGAAGACACUUCUGUCCUUCAGUUCAUUCUCACUGACAACCGUAUCCUCGCUACUGAAGCUGAAACUAAGGAUGCACUCUCCAGUGUCGGUUUCAAUGACGAACGUCAGAAACAGGCCAUUGGAAGCUUAUCGGGAGGUUGGAAGAUGAAACUUGCUCUCGCCAGGGCUAUGCUGUUCAAAGCUGACAUCUUGCUCCUCGAUGAGCCCACUAACCAUCUUGAUGUUGUCAACGUCGCUUGGUUAGAGAGCUACCUCACUAGUCUCAAGACCUGCACCUCCAUUAUUGUCUCGCACGACUCUGGAUUCUUGAACAACACCAUCACCGACGUACUACAUCUGAACCGCUUCAAGCUCAAGAGAUACAGAGGCAACCUUGAGACGUUCGUGAAGGCUGUUCCCGAGGCCAAGUCCUACUACAGUCUCGAAGCCUUGGAGGACUACAAAUUCAAGCUUCCCGACCCACCUCUUCUUGAGGGUGUCAAGACCAAGGAGAAGAGUUUGUUGAAGAUGCGCAAGGUUGGAUUCCAAUACCCCACGCAAGCCGUACAACAACUCUACGACAUCACCCUUCAAGUUUCCCUUUCUUCCCGUGUUGCCGUCCUUGGACCCAACGGUUCUGGCAAGUCUACCCUCGUCAAGCUCCUCAUCGGUGACAUGGAGCCCAACAAGGGUGGUGAGAUCUGGAAGCACCCCAACUUGGUCAUCGGCUACGUCGCUCAACAUGCUUUCCACCACAUCGAUCACCACCUAGAUAAGACUCCGCUCGAGUACAUGCUCUGGCGUUACCAGACCGGUGAAGAUUUGGAGGAAAUGACCAAGGCUAACCGUCAAAUCACCGAGGCUGAGGCGCAGAAGAUGAAGGAGGGUGCACUUAUGAUUGUCGAUGGCCAGAAGCGUCUGAUUGACGAGGUCAUCACCCGUAAGAAGCUCAAGCAGUCCUACGAGUACGAAGUUUCCUUCAAGGCUCUCAGUUCCUCCGAGAACAUCUGGGUGCCCCGUGACGAGCUCGUCAAGCGUGGGUUUGAGAAGAAAGUCAUUGAGGUUGACACCCGUGAAGCUCAGCGUCUCGGUCUCCUUCGUCCUCUCGUUCGUCGCGAGAUUGAGAAGCAUUUUGCUGACUUUGGUCUUGAGCCCGAGUUCGUGUCUCACAACACCAUGAGAGGCCUUUCUGGAGGUCAGAAGGUCAAGAUUGUCCUCGGUGCCGCCACCUGGCGUCGUCCCCAUGUCAUCUGCUUGGAUGAGCCCACUAACUACCUCGACCGUGAAUCGCUCGCUGCUCUUAUUGCUGCUCUCAAAGUGUUCGAGGGUGGUGUCCUCAUCAUCACUCACAACAGGGACUUCUCUGAGUCUCUGUGCACGGAAGUUUGGGCCAUGCGUGAUGGACGCCUUGAGGCUUCCGGACACAACUGGGUUGAGGGACAGGGAUCUGGAGCUCGCAUUGACAAGAAGGAUGGUGAAGAAGAGGACCAAUACGAUGCCAUGGGUAACAAGAUUGAUAACAAGAAGUCGAAGAAGCUCACUUCGUCUGAGGCUCGUAAGCUGAAGAAGGAGAGAUUGGCAAGGAAAAAGAGAGGUGAAGAUGUCACUGACGAUGAGCUUUAAAGGUUUUUAACCUUUCGCGCUGCAUCGUUUUUCCGGGACUUAUGUAUACCUCUCUCUUUUAUGACCAUCUUCUUCUGUUGUUGCCUCGCUUGUGUCUGUAAAUCUACUGUACCCUUCAUGUCUUUAUGUCUUACCUUGUCUACUACGCCAUAUAAUUCUACUUCGUUUUCUACACGA
This is a messenger RNA of Marasmius oreades (fairy-ring Marasmius), 3507 nucleotides long. RefSeq lists its product as uncharacterized. The transcript is spliced from 9 exons. NCBI's taxonomy places the organism in Eukaryota, Fungi, Basidiomycota, Agaricomycetes, Agaricales, Marasmiaceae. The record is from RefSeq and is a predicted model, not a curated record. Gene Ontology annotation, molecular function: translation elongation factor activity; ATP binding; ATP hydrolysis activity. The coding region runs from base 145 to 3330 and encodes 1061 amino acids.